Neurospora tetraspora is the source of this 1637-nucleotide messenger RNA. RefSeq names its product eukaryotic rRNA processing protein EBP2-domain-containing protein. Gene Ontology annotation, cellular component: nucleolus; nuclear periphery; preribosome, large subunit precursor. NCBI's taxonomy places the organism in Eukaryota, Fungi, Ascomycota, Sordariomycetes, Sordariales, Sordariaceae. Bases 42 to 1382 code for a protein of 446 amino acids. The transcript has 2 exons. The record is from RefSeq and is a predicted model, not a curated record. Gene Ontology annotation, biological process: ribosomal large subunit biogenesis; rRNA processing.
CAUCAUCCAAAUCAAUUGUACAGCAACCCCACAUAUUCACAAUGCCGCGACAGUCCACCCGCACAAAAAAGCCGGCCACCAAGGCUGCCGAGCCUGAGAAGGUCGAGAAGGUCGUCGAGGAGAAGCCCCAGAAGGAGCAAAAGAAGCGUGGCAGAAAGCCCAAGCAGGUCGUCGAAGAGACCCCCGUAGAGGACAAGAUGGAGGUCGAGGAGGAGCAGAAGGAGGAGGAAACCACCACUCAGACCAAGGCCGACGAGCAGCAACCAGAGCAACAAGAGGGGGCCGGUUCAGAUUCUGAGGAGGGUAGCGACGACGAGGAGGACAACGAUCUCGAUCUUGAUGCACUUGACGAAUCCGAUUCCGACUCAGAAUUCGAGCGCGACCUGAACGAGAAGCAAUCCGCCGCCGGCAUCCAGGCAAACAAGUACCAGAAGGCCGCCGAGGAAUCGAGCGACGAGGAGGAGGACGAGGAUGAGAUCGACAUUGACGAGCUCGACGUCGACGGAGAGGAGGGAGAGGAGGUCAAGGCCAUUUCGAAGGCGCGCCAAACAAUAAACAACAAGCAAGGUCUCCUGAUGGCGCUCAAGCGCUUCGCCCUCGACACAACCGACAAGGUCCCCUUCGCCUUCCACCAGUCCAUCGUUGCCAAGAAGGUGACGGAGGAGUCCAUCCCCUCGAUCGACGACGACCUGGCCCGCGAGCUGGCCUUCAUGAACCAGGCGCUCGAGGCCGCCCGCGUCGGCCGCGCCCUCCUCCGCAAGGAGGGUGUCCCCUUCACCCGCCCUACCGACUACUUCGCCGAGACGCUGCGCAGCGACGAGACCAUGGAGAAGGUCAAGGCCAAGCUUAUCGAGGAGGCCACGGCCAAGAAGGCCUCGGCCGAGGCGCGCAAGCAGCGCGACCUCAAGAAGUUCGGCAAGCAGGUGCAGGUGGCCAAGCAGCAGGAGCGCGCUAAGCAGAAGCGUGAUACGCUCGAAAAGAUUAACCUUCUCAAGAAGAAGCGCAAGGACGGCGGUGGCCCCACCGGCGCCAACGAAGCCGAAGACCUCUUCGACGUCGCCGUCGACAACGAGCUCAAGGGCGGCCCCGGCGGCAACAACAGCAAGAAGCGCGGCCGCGACGGCAAGGAAGGCGGCGGGCCCAACGCCAAGAGGCAACGGAAGGACGCCAAGUUCGGCUUCGGCGGCAAGAAGAAGUACGCCAAGUCCAACGACGCCAUGUCGUCGGGCGACGUGAGCGGGUUCAGCGCGAGGAAGAUGAAAUCGGGCGGCGACCGUGGCCGUGCCGGCGGCCCAGGAGGAGGCAAGCCCCCCGCCAAGAAGUUCAAGCCUGCGCCUAGGCCUGGUAAGGCUAGGAGAAAGGCCGGGGCUGGAAAGAGGUGAAGUGGUGAAGUGGCUGAAGUAGCAAGGAGAAGCAGAAGAAGAUGUGAAUAGCAGUCGGUGUCAUGAUGGGUAAUUGUUUCCAACCUAGUACAACAACAAGUUCAGCACGGCAGGCUGGUAGGGAAGGUGGUAGUAGCGUGUAUAAGUAUACAUCAUCGUGGGAUCGGUCAUACAACAAACAUCAUUGAAGGAUCAGAUCAAUUAAGUAGCCACUACCUUUACCUAGAUACCUAAAGAGUUCUUUUUCAUGCGUCA